Sinocyclocheilus grahami is the source of this 2016-nucleotide messenger RNA. RefSeq names its product Na(+)/H(+) exchange regulatory cofactor NHE-RF2 (gene nherf2). The record is from RefSeq and is a predicted model, not a curated record. Gene Ontology annotation, molecular function: signaling receptor binding; protein-membrane adaptor activity. NCBI's taxonomy places the organism in Eukaryota, Metazoa, Chordata, Actinopteri, Cypriniformes, Cyprinidae. Gene Ontology annotation, biological process: protein localization to plasma membrane. Gene Ontology annotation, cellular component: apical plasma membrane. Bases 700 to 1617 code for a protein of 305 amino acids. The transcript is spliced from 4 exons.
UGAGCUGAUCCCAGAUCUGUCCAUAAAACACACGUGAAGAGGAAGAGUUCCGCAUGGAUAUCUGUGACUUAUCCAACAUCUGAUCUCUCCAAUCCACACACACACACACUUCACAGUUCCUCCGGUCGGUCUCAUCCUCUAACACCUGUUGUCUCGCACUCGCACCCUGAUGCGUUCCGUGCGCACAUAUUGAACUCAAGAGCCACACUAUUACUGCUUUAUCGUAUUGGUAUGCAUUAUAAGAAGAAUGCGUGUCGUUUUAACAGUGUGAACGACUGACGGAAGCUGGGCUGGAGGAACGGCUACUGAACUUAUUGGACUGUUAUGAAGAGAGAGAGAGAGAGAGAGUCAUUUAGUGGAAGACACGCUCGAGUAAAGAGCUAUUUUUAACACGAAUUGAAGUGAACGAUUUUUUACAACAAACGGAGGACACGGUUUUGCGCACGUAAGGCGUUUAUUUGGGUUUUAUUUAGCUUGUUUAAUUUUUUUUUAUUCUUAUAUCACAUUUUUAAUAUUGAACUUGUAAAAAAAUAUAUAUUUUCUGUUACAUUCCGUUUAUUCUGUGCUAUUAAAUAAAUAAGAAACAACGCCUACAGACUCAGCAUGUGGAAUAAUGCAUCCGCCAAAACUUUACUCAAGCUUAUAAUAUUAUAGAGCAGGCUAUAUUUGUGUUGUGAUUGCACACGGCUGCAGCUGGAUAUGGCGAACACUCUGGAGCGAGAGAUUCUGGAGCGGGAGCUCCGUCCACGGCUGUGUUAUGUGACUAAAGGAGAUCGCGGGUACGGGUUUCAUCUGCACGGCGAAUGCAACCGAGGAGCGCAAUACAUCCGCAGGAUCGAGCCGGGCUCCCCCGCGGACCUGUCCGGUCUCAGGUCCGGCGACCGGGUGGUGGAGGUGAACGGAGAGAACGUGGAGGGAGAGACGCAUCAGCAGGUUGUGCAGAGGAUCCUGGAGGUGGAGCACCGCACCAGGCUGCUGGUGGUGGACCGGGUCACCGAAGAGUUCCUGAAGUUUCACGAUCUGCCAUGUACGGAGGAUAGGGCGAUUGAGAUGGGCUCUCUGUCCUCUCGCUCCUCAGCGGCGUCCUCUCCCCGCGCCUCCCCGCGAGACUCCGCCACUCCUCCCUACAGCAGACAGAGCUCAGAGGGCAUUUUCAUUAAUAAGAGUCCCAGCAGCGCCGGAGGAGUAAUGAAUGGCUCUCCACUCUACAGAGCUCAUGCCCGUCUGGCGUCACCCGUGUUUCUGCCUCUGUCGUCACCCGGUGAACACAAGACUGAACCGGAGCCUGAGCCCUUCACCAAACUCACUGUGGAGUCCAGCGUCACACCCGAGCCUGAACCGGUGCCUGACCUCAGCACUGACCUCAGCGUAUCAGAGACCAGCACACAGGAGGAGACGCUUUCGGAGGUGGAUGUGGUAACGAAGGACCUGCGUCCGCGCUUGUGUCACAUGACCAUAGGCGAGCAGGGCUACGGCUUCAACCUGCACUGCAGAAAGUCCCGCGUGGGUCAGUUCGUCCGCUCGGUGGACCCCGACUCUCCGGCGGAGGACGCGGGACUGAGGCCGAGAGACCGGCUCAUCGAGGUGAUCGGACGGGAUUACACGAGACUCGAUUAGCCCAGAUUAGCAGCACUGGAUUAGAUUAAAUUAGACUUCUGGAGAGAGGCAGAUUACGUAAAUGAAGAGAAACGCCUGGUUCAUCCACUCCUUGAUGGGAGGAUCCUGUUUUAGAGCAGAGAGUUUGCUUGCUUGUGUGAUGCCGUGAUCGUCAGAGACAGCAAAUCCGUCCUAAUGGAUUUAAGUUGCAUCCGUUUUCUGUAAUUAUCACAGACAGAUCAGUAAUUAUGACUGACAAACAGUGUUCAAUUCACUGUCUCUGAAUGCAUUUGAAUAUCAUUAGCAAAACACUUGUUUAUAGUCAAGUAUUAAAUUCAGGAAUUAAUAUAGUUAAAGAGAUAGUUCACCCAAAAAUGAAAAUUGAAAAUCCUGUAAUUAAUUACUCACCCUCAUCUCAUC